AUUCUGUACACUCGUCUAGAAUAACAACCGUGUAGUUUCGUUUUGUACGAUACUCUAUGAUGUGUCGCUUAUCGACCUUUCACGUAAUCACGAAAUGGCGUCUUUCUGUAUUGUUCUUUGAGUAUUUCUAUUUAUGAUAUUGCAGUAAACAGCGCAAAUGAGAAUUCUUUAAAAUAAAAAUCAUACUUCGGACUAGGUGUUUUAUGUGAUAUUCAAGAUGUGUGCGUACGUAAACACGGUUCCGUUGCCGAAAAUAAAGCGGGAAGUGGAUGAUUCCCUCGAUGUGGUUCACUGUCGUCUCUGCAGCAAGGGCUUUGCCAGCACACGAGCUCUCAACAACCACGCGAGGAUCGAGCAUUUCGACUCAUACGCGACAGGAGACCCUGAUGUCUGGACUCAAGAGGAAGAGAAACCUGUAAAGAAUAAGAUUCAAAGCAACGCAAAAGUCAAAAUAGAUCCUCUAGAUGUCAAGAGGCGAACAGAAGAGAUGCUACAAUCACUGCAACCGACUAAUAUAAUGAGUCUAGCCUCAAACGACGUCAAUUACAUAAUAAUUAAGGCAGAAGAUGGUCCGUCUCCUAAGAAGAAGAAGGCGGAGAAAAAAGAGCAAGAGAAAGAGAAGGUCGCCGUGAGGAAAGAGAGAGAUCUGCAGGCGAUCACCGGUCCGUUCGAAUGCCUUCAGCCAUCCACCCUGGCUGCUGACGUGGUGUGCCAUCAGAUAUUCUUCUCGUGCUGUGAAUACUCGUUGCACUUCCGCGACGAACAUACUCGUCGGCGGAAGGGGCUGCGGUGUCAGGUGUGCGAGAAGCCGCUUGCUUGCACCGGCGAGGACCUGGCGCCUUAUUGUUGCGAGGUGUGCGGCGAGGGCUUCCAGACCAGCGAAGAGUUGACAGAACACUGCUCCACCAUGCACGUGAAGCUCAAACCUUUUGAAUGUAACGUGUGUCAUAAGAGGUUCACUCAGCAGGCUGGAGUCCUUCAACACAUGCGCAUGCACACAGGCGACAGACCGUUCCCGUGCACGUUCUGUCCAAAGGCGUUCACCCAGAAAUCAGGCCUCGAGCAACACCUCCGCAUCCACACCAAAGUGAAGCCGUACCGCUGCGUCGUCUGCUCGAAGAGCUUCUGUCAGUCUGUGCAUCUGAAACAGCACAUGCGCACGCACACCAACGUGGCGCCGUUCCAGUGCGGCAUAUGUGAUAAGAGGUUCAAACAGAGCAGUCACCUGAACUACCAUCUCAAGCACCACAACCCGGCGAACAUGACCGACGAGCAGAAGGCCAAGUAUGCUGAACUCCUGGGCCUCAUCAGCAAGGAGGUGGUGGAAGUGGAAGUGGUGCAGUCCCAGCCUGACUUGCUCCUCGACGAGACGGUCACCGCGCCGCACGCGAUAUGCGCGUGGACUGUGCAAGACGAGUGAGGGAUUUGGUGUCUAAAAAUAUGGUUUAGGACAAAAUAAUCGAUUAAAAUUACAAUCGAUUAUAGUAUCGAUUGUAGACAUAAUAUAAGUAUUCUAUCUACAAAUGAUUAUACGUAACUGGUAUAGGUUAGUCGAAAAUUUUUAUUUAAAUAACAAUCGAUUAUAGUAUCGAUUAAAAAUGUAACUACUAUGAUUGUUCUGGUAAUCGACGAACAGAACAUAAUAUCAGGACUCUAAAUAUUAGUAAUACGGUGCGCCCAUAGCUGCUGAGGUCUUUCGUUAAAUAAUAUUGAGUUUACCUUCUCAGUAUCAGUCUGAAAUCCGGAAUUUGUGCCCGAUAUGGCGAUAGGCAUAUCACAUCAUGGGACGGAACACAGAUGGAGGAAAGUGGAUUCACCGGUUACGUCUGCGCCUACCCUUUCAGGGAUAAAACGCGUGAGUGUGAGUACAAAACAAUUUGGAUACAACGGGCUAUCCAGAUUAAGUAAACGGGAAGUGAGAAAGCGAUAAUAACAUACAUGCGAGAAUCUGAUGUAAAUGUAGAUAGAAAAGGCUUAGUGAGUUUUAUAUCGAUAUUAAUUAGAAUAUCGAUAAGACUUGAAUAAAAUGAAAUCGCAGUCCACAAGAUGAACGAUAAGUCAAGUUAUUGUAUAAAAAUGAUUUCGUUUUUAUCUAUGUGUAUUCGAUUAGUACAUGCGACAGAUUAAGGUGCACAUGACGGGAAUAUCGAAUGUCGAUACUUUUAUUAUUGUAUAAUGGAUUUUAAUUGUAGACACAUUUUCCGCUGGUCGAUAUUUUACUUCGUGUUUUUGGCAUACAAUUUUGAUCUCAAAUUGUACGCGUUUUGGUUUAUAAUUUAAAAUGUUUUAGUUAAUUUUAUUUAUUUAAUGUUAAAAUGAAAUCAUAUCGAUUUACCACAAGAUUGAAAAGUUGUAUGUUUAUUUAUUUUGGGUUUUAGACCUUGCAGUCAACACCGAGGGAAACUUGCCAAUGAGAUACUAGAAUCCCAAGGCUUAGCGACUGCAGGGUCCUGGAGGAAAGUUGGGAGGGGAUAGCUGGGAAGAAAGUGUGGGAGAGCGAUAAGGAACCAUCUUAGGAUGGGAAGAGAGGAGAAGGCUAGGAACUGUUCACGAGUCUUUAUAGCCCUCAAUGUGUACAACCAUGAGGUAUACACACUGGACUGUGUGUCUAGAGAGACAAAUGUCCCCCGUACACGUAUGUGGAGACUGAGCGCAUGAGAAUUACCGAGGGGGAAUAGGGAGGGAGUAGCAUGUAACUUUGCUAGCGUGAAGUUAGUUAUGUUGUGGUUAAUAAUAAUAAUAUCAGCCCUGUAUUAUAUACUUGCCCACUGCUAUGCACGGGCCUCCUCUACUACUGAGAGGGAUUAGGCCUUAGACCACCACGCUGGCCUAGUGCGGAUUGGUAGACUUCACACACCUUCGAAAUUCCUAUAGAGAACUUCUCAGAUGUGCAGUUUUCCUUCACCGUUAAAGCGAACGAUAAAUUCACAAAGAAUACACACAUGAUUUUUCAGAAAAGUCAGAGGUGUGCGACCUUGGGAUUUGAACCUGCGGACAUUCGUCUCGCAGUCCGUUUCACACCCAACUAGGCUAUCGCCGUUUGAUUUAUGAAUGCAUUGUAAAAAUGACACUGUAUAAAACAGGGCUGAUAUAAUAUACGGCAUAAUUAUUAACUUAUGGAAAAUUGUAACUUUGCCCACUUGCCUUGGAAAAUAAAAAACAUGUUGUAGUAAAAUAUGGAACUAAUUUUA
Molecule: messenger RNA, 3191 nt
Organism: Manduca sexta (tobacco hornworm)
Lineage: Eukaryota; Metazoa; Arthropoda; Insecta; Lepidoptera; Sphingidae
Product: zinc finger protein 429
Exons: 8
Coding region: 218-1420 (400 amino acids)
Cellular component (GO): nucleus
Source: RefSeq, a predicted model, not a curated record